Messenger RNA from Boeremia exigua, 2434 nucleotides. RefSeq lists its product as uncharacterized. The record is from RefSeq and is a predicted model, not a curated record. Lineage: Eukaryota; Fungi; Ascomycota; Dothideomycetes; Pleosporales; Didymellaceae. The coding region runs from base 87 to 2312 and encodes 741 amino acids. Gene Ontology annotation, molecular function: lipid binding. The transcript has 3 exons.
CUACGACAUGAUGAUCAUGGACAGCUGCCUUGGAUGAGUCGAGUCUGUUGCGCAGCACUCACACACCGACCCAUCAAUUCCCCACAAUGUCGUCUUGCUUCGGCCUCCGCAAACGCAGCGAUGACCAGCAGCCGUUGCUGCCCCAGUACCGCGAUGAUACGGUCCUUCAGAGAGAGCUCCACCAGAAGCUACACUCGUACCAGAUGAUCCGUGCCCUUGGAAAGGGAUUCAUGCCAUCUAACGAGCAACUGAUCAUCAACGUUCGAACUCUCCUCGCCGCCGACAUCCUCAACCCGGACAAUCCAGAACUCAGCGACUCUGGGCGCCGGCUUGUCAAGUUCGCCAAGCAAUGGCUCCACCAGUUCAUUGACCUGCUGCAAAACAAGAACAGCGCAGACCAGAUCCAGGACUUCCUCUGGUACCUCUCCAAGGCUCGCGUCGAGGUGGACGUCGCAGACAUCGCACGCAGUGCCACUCGCUCCAAGGCCAAGGCCGACACCUUCGCUGCCUAUCAAAGCCUACAGACUGUCGGGUCACUGUUGCUCACCAACUCCGACUUCCGUAUUUUCCUAUCGGAUCUCAACACAGUCGGAAGAGAGGUAUUCAAAGACACUGCUUUCACAAUCUCGGACGUCGCGAAGGAAGUUGGCAAGAAGGUCGAGCCUUCCCAGGAAGAACAAAAGGCACUCAAGGAGCCAGGCGCAGACGCUAGCAAUGGCGAGGCUGUAUCAUCUGAGGAGCUCAACGGCGAGGUUCAAGAGGUUGCAAAAGCUGUUGGAUCAGGCACAGUUGAAGUGGCCCAAGCAGCUGGCAGCAGCAUUGCCGACAAGCUUCAGGGUGCCGAGGGCGACUCGCUAUUGUACAGGCUGAAGAAGACCGUCACAAACCUGCGACAGAAGCGCGAUUAUUCUGACUCGGUCUCAACACUGUCAUUGCUUCUCCAGAGAUAUGCCAGGACUUACUCUCGCAUGGCUGAAGAAGCUGUAGGAACUGUCCAGAAUGAUGUCGACACAAAUCGCGAGGCGGACAAAGCCGUUAAGAACUUCUGGCUGCUCAUGAGUUCAUUUGGCGAUCGCAAGGAAUGGGAGGAGCUCGAGACCCGCUUCCACAAGCUGUUGGAGCACUCAAAGAGAGACCCCGCGUUUGAGGACCUACUUAUGGACAUUGGCAACUCCCUGCAGAAGCUGUUGACUGACCCGGAUUUCUUCGACCACGUGGACGAGAAGUUUCAGGAGCUUCGUAAGAAGUCAAGUGGUGUUGGCAAUGACUCUUCACUACGCAAGGAUGUCGACGCCUUCUUCGAGCAGACCCAGAGAACCUUUGCAGCAGUCACGCGCGACGAGGAUGUUGCGAAUCUCAUCCAAUCGACCUUCAGGAUCUGGAGCAUUCUGUCGCCCCAGCACAGCUAUGCAAAUACCGAUUUGGUACAGGACGCCAUCAACGUUUUCGUUCCUUUGAUCAUCUCGGCGAUCCAGUACGUGCCCAUCCCACGUCUUGAGGUCUCUACUCCUGAGGUCGACCUUCUCUUGGAGAACCUGAUCAUCGAGCCCGGCAAGACAAUCAACCAUUCAUCCUUCCUGCCAUUCCGCUUCAAGGUCGAAACAUACAACGAUUUCGAGCUGCGCAAGGCUCGCUUCCGUGUUGCUUCCAAAGCAACGUCGAAGUUCACCAUCAAGAUUGAUGGUCUUUCGUUCCGUGCUGAUGAGAUCGGCUUCCUCCUGCGUGCCCACUCUGGUCUGCUCCGCCUCGCGGACGAGGGCAUCGCUUCCUUCCAGAUGGACGAGCGCGGUCUCGACAUCCACCUUGACGUAGAGGUCGGCAAGGACAAGCAAGAGCAGAUGCUGACUCUACGCGCUGUCCGCGUCAACAUCCACAAGCUCAGCUACACGCUGCGCAAGUCGAAAUUUAGCUUCUUCGGCUGGAUCUUGAGGCCCUUCCUCCGCCCCGUUAUCCGCAAGGUCAUGGAGAUGCAGCUAGCAAAGGGUAUCGCUGAUGCUAUUCACGCUGCCAACCGCGAGCUGCUGUUCGCAAGGGAGAGGCUGAGGGCCACUCGCAUCUCGGAUCCUAACGACUUGCGGACGUUCUUCAAGGCGGUUCUCACGCGCCUUACCCCUGAGGACGACCCGGAUCUGUACACCCGCGUUGGUGUUGCGGCUCCAGGCAAGGGCGUGUUUGCUGGCAAAUACGCUCCUGGCAGUGUGGUCAAGCUGUGGGAGGAGGAAGGUCGCCAGGCGACCGAGAGAAUUGAGGAGUGGGAUGAGGGCGGCUGGAGGAACGACGUUUUUGACAUUCACACGCGCAUGCUUGCUUGAUCGUUUGGCAGCUUCGUUUCUUCCUUCCGUUCGGACGCAGCGGAGUUUGGGGACCGCAAAACAACGGGUCUGCUUUGUUUACGCCGGGGUAUUGUGCCUUGGCGUGUAGUAUAUCUAGCAAG